This is a messenger RNA of Anopheles marshallii, 3417 nucleotides long. RefSeq lists its product as uncharacterized. Bases 1 to 3417 code for a protein of 1138 amino acids. Gene Ontology annotation, molecular function: monocarboxylic acid transmembrane transporter activity. The record is from RefSeq and is a predicted model, not a curated record. Gene Ontology annotation, biological process: transmembrane transport; monocarboxylic acid transport. Lineage: Eukaryota; Metazoa; Arthropoda; Insecta; Diptera; Culicidae. The transcript has 5 exons.
AUGGAUAUUAUCAGAGCGCCUGGAAAUAUUAAUAUUAAUGGUAAUGACAGCGGCGGCAGCAACAGUCUGGAGCCGUUGUUACGCAGCCCCCAAGGGGCAAAAUCAAAGGACAAUAAUGGUGGGAGCGCCCUCCGGCAGCAUAACUUUCCCGACGAUCGUCAACCACAGAGUGGAAGGAACGGCCUAAAGGGUACGCCCUGUUCAACAGCACCGGUUGCGUCUGCUGUGACAACGCCGCAACGACAAAUACCAUCCCAGUGCCCGUCCACCGAUUCGGGCAACAGUUCCUGUGUGAGCAGCGGUAGCAACGGUGUUGGUAGCGGCGGUAGCAGCAGCGCUGGUGGUGGAGGUAGUUGUAGUAGUGCUAGUGCUUCCGGUGUAGUGGAUGAUCCAGAAACUCUAAACCGGCACCGACCCUCACGAUCGUCGUCCGCAUCAUCGCUCAAGAAUCGAAAUAUUUACGUGAACAGAACCUAUGAUGAUGAGACGGUAGAGGGCGGUGCCGUGCGUGCGGGUACCGAUACCGGUUCGGCAAUUUCGAUUUCAAUCGAUGAAGGAAUUGACGUGAAUGUGUGUGUUGAUGCGGCUGGUAACACGAGCGAGGGUGGUCCCGCCGGAAUCGACGGCAAUCCGGAAGAGGAAGAAAUAAAACCAUUGCUCGAGGUGACGCAUGAACGACGGAAGACGAAAAGUAUCGUGAAGAGCCCGUCGAGUCAAAGCAUCGGUGAGAAACCGGUACGUCAGCUUAGUUUGCAGUUUUCCCAACCGGAGUCGGUCAUUGUGGCCGAACGGCCGGUCCACCAUGUGCAGUUCAGUAAUGGAAGCAGAUACGCCAAUGUUACCGGAGGAGAUGUUGGAGAACGGCAGGUACUUGGCGGUGGAACGUACGGCACCCAGCAGGGUCUCGGUACGAGCACGAUGGAACCGCACUGUUCGAGUCCGGUUGGAAGUAUCCUGUCGAAUGGUUCCGCAACCUCAACUUCCUCAUCCGGUUCGUCAUCGUCGUCGUCGUCGUCGAAUGAGAACAGCUCGCUGGGUGCGUACGCCGAAGCCCGCCCACCGGAUGGUGGUUGGGGCUGGGUUGUCUGUUUUGCCUCCUUCAUGGUGAACCUGAUCGCAGACGGUGUAACGUUCAGCUUUGGCGUAAUGUACAUUGAGCUGCUGUCCUAUUUUGGCGAAGGCAAGGGAAAGACAGCUUGGGUUGGAUCGUUGUUUAUGGCGAUGCCAUUACUGUGCGGCCCUGUUGCUUCGUUCCUAACGGAUCGCUACGGUUGCCGGAAAGUGACGAUCAUCGGUUCGAUAAUGGCUUCGAUUGGAUUUGCGCUGUCCGCGUACGCUACCUCGAUCGAGAUGCUUUACCUAACAUUCGGUAUACUGUCUGGGUUUGGGCUAAGCCUGUGUUACGUCGCUGCGGUUGUUAUCGUUGCGUAUUACUUCGACAAAAAGCGCUCCUUCGCUACGGGUCUGUCGGUGUGUGGCAGUGGCAUCGGAACGUUUGUGUUUGCCUCGUUAACGCAGGUCCUGCUGGACGAAUACGGGUGGCGCGGUACGACCCUUAUACUUGCCGGUGUCUUCCUCAACAUGUGCCUGUGCGGGUUGCUGAUGCGCGACCUAGAAUGGACGACGCACAAGUCGAAGCAGAAGCGCCGCAAACAGCAACAGCAGCAAGCCGAUUCGGUGAGCAACAGCACGAAUACUGCUGGUGGUAAUACGAGCGUUCUGAUGGGCAACGGUGGCAUCAUCGAUGGGGUGCCGAUCGGUGGUGGUAACGGUGGACUGGUAGACGCUACAAACGACCAUAUCUACGAUCUGGAUGAUCCGCGACUUUUCAGCUCGCUGAUAACACUUCCGACGUUCCUGCAGAAUGGUAGUGGGCAGGAGAAGAUUACCCUGGAGGUGUUGGCUAUGUUGAGCAAGCAGCACAACAUCCACGAUCACCAUGUACUGCAAAGUCUACCGGCGGCACGCAUGAGCAGUUCGCGCAGCUUCAGCCAACCGCUGUCUCCGCAGAGUGGAGACAACCUGGCAGAUCUCAAGGAGCAGGAACAGGAACAGGAUACCGAAAAGAAAACGGGAGCGCAAAGAGUAGCAGUAUCGACGGACGAAAAGAACGACGCUAAUGGGCAGGAAGCGAAGGAAAGCAAGCAGGAAGAAUUGGCAAACGGUGCAAUCACGGUGCAGCCGUCGCGUCACCGAGCAGCCGGCGGUCAGCGGUCCGGUGCAAGGGGACGGAAUGGGGCUGCCACCGAUGCCGUCGGUACUACGUACGAACAGGGCACCGCUUUGCCGCCCGUGUUCCUGCGGCGGGUGCACAGCCACAGCACACGCGGUACGGCCCCGCCGUCCGCGGGGCCACCCGCCGCGACCGCUUCCUACCUGAAGGAUCUGCGGAUGCACCGCCAUUCGCUAACGUACCGCGGUGCUAUGCUGAACAUUCAGCGCUACCGGCUGCGGGCCUCCUCCUGCCCGGACAUCUACCGCAACUCGAUGACGACGAUCGCAAAGGAGAAGUCCGCCUGGUACCAGGGCGUGGAGGAGUUCCGAACACUGCUGGUCAGUAUUCUGGACUUCUCCUACUUCUCGGACGUGCACUACCUGCUGUUUGCCAUCUCGAACUUUCUGCUCUACACAUUCUACGACGUGCCGUACGUUUACCUCGGUGACAAUGCGUCACAGAUUGGGUUUUCCCAUGCCCAGUCUUCAAUGCUGAUCGCGAUCAUCGGCAUACUGAAUAUGGUUGGCGAGGUUGUGCUCGGAUGGAUGGGUGAUCGGAAAUCGGUGAACGCCAACUACACGUAUGCCAUUUGUAUGGCACUGUGCGGACUAGUGACUGCGCUUGUUCCACUGUUCAAAGAUUACACGAGUUUAUCCGUAUUGGCUGGUGGAUUUGGACUGUUUAUAGCAGCAAACUAUUCGUUGACCAGUAUUAUUCUGGUGGAACUGAUCACGCUGGAGCGUUUCACCAAUGCGUACGGUUUGCUGCUUCUGGUGCAAGGUGUAGCGAAUCUUGUUGGUCCCCCAUUAGCAGGCUGGAUCUCUGAUCUGACGGAGUCGUACGAUUUGGCGUUCUAUUUGGCCGGCUUUUUCAUAGUCAUUUCCGGUGCAUUGUUGCUAGUAUUGCCCACCAUAACGAAGGUACGCAAAAUAUUGGAGAAACGACGUCGCAGUUCCGCUCUUGCCAGUGGUGAUACCAUCAAACUCAACAAAAAGAGCUCUUCCGCCAGUUAUCCGCCAGCACAUCAGCACAACAAUAAUGUCGCAAAUAAGCCGGUAGUGUUAGAUCUGAAAACUACGUACGUCAGCAAUGGAAAACGCAUCGUCACCGGUGUUGACGCCAAGAAUGUUUCCACACCGAAUGGGGUAAGCACGGGCCUCAACGGCUACAAGCUGCCAAUGGAAGAGGGUGCCACUGUUUAG